UUCCGGCGUACGAGGCGGUGACAAUGGGAGCGGCGCGGGCGGCGCCGGGAGGCAGCUGACAGGCGUCUGCGGCUUCGCUUCAUGGCCGCUCUCCCGCACCGCCUGGGCUCUGUGGGGAGUCGGGGAGCCCGUGGCGGCCGGGAGCCGGAGCUGGCGAGCGGAGCGGGGACUUGUGCGCGGCGCCGCUGAGGCGCAGCAUGUGAAGAGGAGACGGCGUCCAGCGCGAGGCGAGCCUCUCAGCCGGCAGGGAUGGCUACGACGGCCGAGCUCUUCGAGGAGCCUUUUGUGGCAGAUGAGUAUAUUGAACGUCUUGUAUGGAGAACCCCAGGAGGAGGCUCUAGAGGGGGAUCUGAAGCUUUUGAUCCUAAAAGGUUAUUAGAAGAAUUUGUAAAUCAUAUUCAAGAACUCCAGAUCAUGGAUGAAAGGAUUCAAAGGAAAGUAGAGAAACUAGAGCAACAGUGUCAGAAGGAAGCCAAGGAAUUUGCCAGGAAGGUACAAGAGCUCCAGAAAAGCAAUCAGGUUGCCUUCCAACAUUUCCAAGAACUAGAUGAGCACAUCAGCUACGUAGCAACCAAGGUCUGUCACCUUGGUGACCAGUUGGAAGGGGUAAACACACCCAGACAACGGGCAGUGGAGGCUCAGAAAUUGAUGAAAUACUUUAAUGAGUUUCUAGAUGGAGAAUUGAAAUCUGAUGUUUUUACAAAUUCUGAAAAGAUAAAGGAGGCAGCAGACAUCAUUCAGAAGUUGCACCUAAUUGCCCAGGAGUUACCUUUUGAUAGAUUUUCAGAAGUAAAAUCCAAAAUUGCAAGUAAAUACCAUGAUUUAGAAUGCCAACUAAUUCAGGAGUUUACCAGUGCUCAAAGAAGAGGUGAGAUCUCCAGAAUGAGAGAAGUAGCAGCAGUUUUACUUCAUUUUAAGGGUUAUUCCCAUUGUGUUGAUGUUUAUAUAAAGCAGUGCCAGGAGGGUGCUUACUUGAGAAAUGAUAUAUUUGAAGAUGCAGCAAUACUCUGUCAACGGGUGAACAAACAAGUUGGAGAUAUCUUUAGUAAUCCAGAAACAGUACUGGCUAAACUUAUUCAAAAUGUAUUUGAAAUCAAACUACAGAGUUUUGUGAAAGACCAGUUAGAAGAAUGUAGGCGGUCCGAUGCAGAGCAGUAUCUCAAAAAUCUCUAUGAUUUAUAUACAAGAACCACAAAUCUUUCCAGCAAGUUGAUGGAGUUUAACUUAGGUACUGAUAAACAGACUUUCUUGUCUAAGCUUAUCAAAUCCAUUUUCAUUUCCUAUUUGGAGAACUAUAUUGAGGUGGAGACCGGAUAUUUGAAAAGCAGAAGUGCUAUGAUCCUACAGCGCUAUUAUGAUUCAAAAAACCAUCAAAAGAGAUCCAUUGGCACAGGAGGUAUUCAAGAUUUGAAAGAGAGAAUUAGACAACGUACCAACUUACCAUUGGGGCCAAGUAUCGAUACUCAUGGAGAAACCUUCCUAUCCCAAGAAGUGGUAGUUAAUCUUUUACAAGAAACCAAACAAGCCUUUGAAAGAUGUCAUAGGCUCUCUGAUCCUUCUGACCUACCAAGGAAUGCCUUUAGAAUUUUUACCAUUCUUGUGGAAUUUUUAUGUAUUGAGCAUAUUGAUUAUGCUUUGGAAACAGGACUUGCUGGAAUUCCUUCUUCAGAUUCUAGGAAUGCAAAUCUCUAUUUUUUGGAUGUUGUGCAACAGGCCAAUACUAUUUUUCAUCUUUUUGACAAGCAGUUUAAUGAUCACCUUAUGCCACUAAUAAGCUCUUCUCCUAAGUUAUCUGAAUGCCUUCAGAAGAAAAAAGAAAUAAUUGAACAAAUGGAGAUGAAAUUGGAUACUGGCAUUGAUAGGACAUUAAAUUGUAUGAUUGGACAGAUGAAGCAUAUCUUGGCUGCAGAACAAAAGAAAACAGAUUUUAAGCCAGAAGAUGAAAACAACGUUUUGAUUCAGUAUACUAAUGCCUGUGUGAAAGUCUGCGCUUAUGUAAGAAAACAAGUGGAGAAGAUUAAAAAUUCCAUGGAUGGGAAGAAUGUGGAUACAGUUUUGAUGGAACUUGGAGUACGUUUUCAUCGACUUAUUUAUGAGCAUCUUCAACAAUAUUCCUACAGUUGUAUGGGUGGCAUGUUAGCAAUUUGUGAUGUAGCUGAAUAUAGGAAGUGUGCCAAAGACUUCAAGAUUCCACUGGUGUUACAGCUUUUUGAUACUCUGCAUGCACUUUGCAAUCUUCUGGUAGUUGCCCCAGAUAACUUAAAGCAAGUCUGCUCAGGAGAACAACUUGCUAACCUGGACAAGACCAUUCUUCACUCCUUCGUACAACUUCGUGCUGACUAUAGAUCUGCUCGCCUUGCUCGACAUUUCAGCUGAGGUUGAACUUAGAAGGGAAAUUUGUUGUACUUCAGCAGGCCUUGGUUGAUAGAAAGCACAGGAGAUUUGUUAUGACAUAGCCAACAUUUUAUGGAAAAAUGACUGUUUGGGAAAACAGCAGCCAUAUUUACCCUUGAGAUUUUUUUUGAAGUUUGGACACUACUAGCCAUAUUUUAUUUUUUCCCCUUACGUUGAAUUUUAAUUCCACUCUUGAACUUACAAGUUUCAAAUUCUGUGAAACGACUUGUCACAGUUUUCAUCCUGGAAAAUGGUAGUGAUGGAAGGCAAAUGAGAUGUUACCAGUGUUCUGGUUCAUGUUCUUUAACAUAGUCCAUUGGGAAACUUCACCAUCCUAUUUGCAUUAAUAGGUCAAAUACAGUAAAACUGCAUAUAUUAUUUGUCAAUUUUAAUGACAUUUUCAGCACUCGUAAUUGUUAAUCAAAUUAUUUUAGGUUUUCCUAGAGAACUUUUGCCUCUUUCAAAGGUUAUCAAUUGAGCAUAAUUUCUGUAGUAGGUUGAUUGGAUUUUUUUUCUGGGGUACAACAAUAAUACUAUUCCAAGAAAAAUGUUAUAAACUAAACUAAAAUGAUGAGAUGUUUUAUGUAUGUAUUAGAAGUGGAUCAGAAUACAUCUGCUUUCUGGGUAAAAAAACUUAAAAGUUUACUAUUUCUUAUUUGGUAAAUUUAAGUCAAUGCUAGCAAGAAAUUAAUAAAACUACCUUAUUUUAUAUUUCACUUAAGAUAAGGUAGAGGACCUUAAAGUAAGGACCAUAUUUAUUCAUUAUUUUAAUAUUAUAAGGGAAGUAAAAAAGCGAGGUAUAGUCUAAAUGGUGCAUAUGAGAAAUAUUGAUAAUGUUUAGCAACGAUGCAAUCCUUUAAUAUCUCUGUCUUAAUGCUAAACUAGAAUAAGAUGGGAUGGAUAAACACGCAGGUAGUCUUCUAUUUUAAGAGGAAUUGGGAUUUGAUAGAUAACAUGUAUUCUAAGUCUGGAGAUGAGCUUUGCAAAACUAGUUUUCAAAUCUAUAGCUUCUGUCAUUAUCUUUUUUCAAGGCAUUUCUGAAGCAAUCCCUACUGAAUAUAGUUCGUUGAAUUGGCUUAAUAUGGUGACAUAAUAAAUCACUUAUAAAAUUUUAAACAUCAAGUGAAAUUUUGAAAGGCUGUUGCUCUAUAAACUUGCUCUGUGAGAUGCAUUCUUAGCUAUAUGUAGUUUUUCAGCUUCCAUUGUGUUGUUCAUAGUCUUAUAGAAACAGAUAAACUUUAAUGUUCAACUCAUUCUUGGCAUUUUUUUCUUUUAAUAGUGGCUUUUUGGCCUAAUUUUGGAAAACACCUUUUAAGAAUGUAUUUCUGAAUGGUCAUCCACUUUAUGAACACUUUCAGGUCCAGAGCUUCCUACUGUUUAAGUUACUAUUGAUUGAAUUUUCUUUAUUUUCUGUUUAGCCCAAUGUUAUCAAGGUAAGCAAGAGAAAUGAAGUAUGCCAACUUUUAUCAGAGCAUUUUAGGAAAUUGUGGCAGCUUUAGUUUUUUAUUCUUUAGCCAAGAGAGAGCCAGAACAGGUUUUGGAUGCGAGAGAAAGUCAUAUGCUUGUACUGUUGCCAUUUUAGAAAGCUCUGAUGUGAAUUCAAAUUAUACCUCUGUUACUUAAAGCCAACAAUUUUAAAGCAGUAGUUUUACUGGCUAUUUGAACUCUUUGUACACAGUGUCAAUUUGUAAAAAAAAGGCGUUGGGGGGGAUCUCAAAUAAAACAUGAGAGAACAUUUUAAGACUUCCA
Molecule: messenger RNA, 4143 nt
Organism: Hipposideros armiger (great roundleaf bat)
Lineage: Eukaryota; Metazoa; Chordata; Mammalia; Chiroptera; Hipposideridae
Gene: EXOC5
Product: exocyst complex component 5
Exons: 18
Coding region: 250-2376 (708 amino acids)
Biological process (GO): Golgi to plasma membrane transport; exocytosis
Cellular component (GO): cytoplasm; exocyst
Source: RefSeq, a predicted model, not a curated record